Pungitius pungitius (ninespine stickleback) is the source of this 4528-nucleotide messenger RNA. RefSeq names its product claspin. The transcript has 24 exons. The coding region runs from base 189 to 4151 and encodes 1320 amino acids. Gene Ontology annotation, molecular function: anaphase-promoting complex binding. The record is from RefSeq and is a predicted model, not a curated record. Gene Ontology annotation, biological process: activation of protein kinase activity; mitotic G2 DNA damage checkpoint signaling; mitotic DNA replication checkpoint signaling. Lineage: Eukaryota; Metazoa; Chordata; Actinopteri; Perciformes; Gasterosteidae.
GAACAGGCGGGAGGACGAGAAAGAGCCCAGCUAAACGGUCUCUAAAUAUGCUUUAACAGUAUACAAUAGCCGUUGUCACACAGCCAUUUGUUUUUUGAGGUCUAUUUUGUCUGCUGGAAUUCGAUGAAGCGUUGUGUCCACUGGUUUUUAUUUAACAAAAAGAGUGUAAACUAGCCCGGCGGACAAAGAUGAGCCUGGUCGUUUCUCAACAGCAGACUGAGGCGCUCCCAGCUUUGGCCCAAACCGCAAAAGAGAGUGAUUCAGACAGCGGGAUGGGUUCUCCGCCAGAGGAGGUGGACCAGGAGACAUCUAACAACAAAGAAGAGCUUCCAGAUUCUGAUGAGGAUGAAGACAUCACGGUUCACAGGAAGCCUCACCGUAACGCCAUUAGAGACAGUGACAGUGACGACGACGACGAGGAGGAGAACAACAACAACAACAACAACAGUGCACACAUGGCCGAAACGCUGCACUUAUCUGCUUCCAGCGGGGAGGAGAUGGAGGCGGGAACGGCUCAAGAGAAGGAUGAGAGGAAAGACGGGGGGGAGCAGAAGAAGAGCAAGAGAAUAAGCCACGCUCCCAUUGACAGUGAAGACAGCGAGCUGGAGCAAGCACACAGUGGAGGAAUGGAGGAGCAACAGGAGGUGGUGAGGAAGGAGGCAAAUUUAAUGAAAGAAGGGAAGAAGAGGGAGAAGAGCCAGAGGCACCGGGAGAAGAAGGAGAAACGGAGCAAAGCUGUGGAAAAACUGAAGAAGAAGAAGGCAAGGCUCUCUGAAAAUAAUGAGAACAUGGGUCUUCCUCGUGCUCUGAAUGACAGUGGGUGUCUGCUGGGCGACACAGACCUGUUUGACACUGGUUUGGGCGACGAGGACAAGGAGGAAGAGUCUCUGGAGGCCAUCCGAGCUGCUGUCAAACAAAAGAUGAAAAAACACAAGGAUCAGGUCUUGGAUGAUGAGGAAGAGGAAGAUGAAGAUGCAGCAGAGAAACCCCAGCGUGUGGAGAGGAAAGCUGCGCGCGCCAGCAAAGAGGCAAUGAGGCAGCUCCACAGCGAGUCACAGAGGCUGGUCAGAGAGUCAACACUUGGCCUGCCCUACCACCUCCCUGAGCCGAAGACCAUCGACCAGUUCUUUAAAAAGAGAACUAGGCCAGAGGGUCCUGCCAUGGCGUUGUUGAAAUCCACAAAGUAUACAGCCAUGAUGUUGGAGACGCCGUCGGCUCCUCCCCCGAGUGAGCCUCCUCAGCCAUCUGCCGUUCAGGACUCCUCUUCCUCUCUAGAUCUGUCUUCCAAUCCGAUCCACCCCAUACCUCAGCCCGCCGCCACCUCGUCCCCGCAGCAGGAGAGCCCCACAAAGGCCCAAGAGGCAACAGCUAUCCCAGAUUCCGACCUGGAAUCUGGGCCGAUGCUUUACCUCUCCGAGAGUCUGCAGGAUACCGACACCGAAUUUGCAGCGUCUAGACCUGAUUCUGGAGAGGAGACUGCUGCGGCACCCUUGGAGCAGAAGAAGCCUGUGUCCGGCACUUCAGGGGAGCCUUUAGCCACCCAGUGUGGGGGCUCUGAUCUGGGUACAGCGGAGCCUGCAGUGCGGCGACCCACCAAAUCCAAGGAGGACAAAUUGGCCCGACUGAGGAGACUUGGGCUGAACCCCCCGCCUGUCGCUAGGUUGUGUCCAGGUGAUGGAGCGUUCAUUGAGCUCGAACCUCCACCGCUCAACCAAGGCGUGGUGGCCCUGAAGGAGCGUUACCUCCGCCACGUCAAGGCACCCACUCGCCCUCAGGGUGAGCGAACCAUGCAGCUCCACAUCGUGCGCAAAGACAGUGCUCAGUCUGGCCAAGAGGAGCUGCGCACCGACUUACUCACUGUCACCGUUAAAGACGGCGCAGAGGAGCCUGUGGCCACCAAACCAGGAGAGAAGCUGCUGACUCUGAAGCAGCGCCUGCAGCUCGCCAUGGCCCAAAAGAGGCAGGAGGAGAGGGUGCGCAGAGCCGAGUUGAAUCGCCUCGACAACGAGGACUGUGGCGGCGACGAGGAGGAGGACGAGAUGACCGAUGAGUCUGAGGAGGAAGAGAACAUAGAUGACUUACUGGGAGGCAAUGGUGUUGACGAAGAAGAGAAGGACGAUGAGCAAGGCGGCGUAGCCCAGGGAAUCAGGAGUCAUUCUCCAGCACUGAACCAACCCUCUGACCUGAUUCAUACAGACGGUACACUCAUGCUGUUCCCCAGCAGCUCCUGCUCUCGCACCGGUGACGGCAUCAGGCGUUCUGGUCCCUCUGGACAGGACAGCAGCAGCAAUAAGGAAGAGGAUGACCAUCUGUACUUGGGGAAGGACAGCAGCUUUGAGCUGGCCGGGUCAAUGAUAACCUCCUACCAGCCUGUCAGUCACCAGCGCUCAGCGGGGAGGAGCACCUCCAACUACUCCAUCUUCCGUUCCCCUUCUCCAUUCAGGCCCAGCUUCCUCGGCUCUGCCUCCAAGAGCUCUGGAAAACUGUCGGAGCCGUCUCUCUGCCUCCCUGUUGAGGACUCCCAGGACCUGUAUGCGCCUGCCUCCCCAGGAGCAGAUUCGGGGCCCUCGGGCAGGGCAGCUUCUGGCCCCAGCCACGGAGGAGACUCCGUGGGUCGCUUCUCCCUGGAGGAUGACACCCACUCGCAGUUACUGGAUGCAGACGGCUUCCUCAAUGUGGGUCUGCGCUCCGCUAGGCCUCCCUCCCACAAGAGACAGCUGAUAAUGGACAGCCUGGAUGAGAAUGCAAUGGAUGCCAACAUGGGGGAGCUGUUGGGUCUCUGCUCUGGGGGCUUCGGGGCAGCGGAGAGCCUCUCCGGCGGAGGCGGUCCAAGAUGCCUCGAAGCGUCGCAGGAGAACGAGCUGAUCGGCUUGUGCUCAGGAGCGUUUCCACCGACGCAGGCAGGAGAGGAGCAGAGGGAGGAGUCGGAUAAUACUAUGGAUCAGCUGCUGGGCUUGUGCUCGGGGAGGUUUUCUAGUCCAGGUUCUGCUCACACAGCCUCGUCGGCACAAGACAGUAAAAAGCCAGAUGAAGAUCAACAACAACAACAACAAGAGGAGGAGGAGGAGGAGGUGGAAGAAGAAGACUGCGAUUUCCGUCUUCUGUCAGAUGUGGAAAGUCUCAGUGAACAGGAGGACGAGGACGAGGAUGGUGUAGAGGAAAACGGCGAGGAGGCUGACGAGGACAACGAUGUAGAAGAGGAGGAGAUGCAGGGAGUCUUUGCAUCACAGCAGGUUAAGAGGAAGAAGAAGAGAAAAAUGCGCCUGACAGACUACCUGGAGUCUGAGGCUGAGCUGUCCGGCAGCGACAUGGACGGCGACGACGAGGACGACGACCGAGGCAGCGAAUACGAGGAGGAGGAGCUCCUAGAGGAGCUUCCCUCUGACGAAGAGCUUCAGGACCAGGUCAACAAGAUCCACAUGAAGCAGAUAAUGGACGACGACAAGCGGCAACUAAGGCUCUACCAGGAGCGCUACCUCGCCGACGGCGAUCUGCACUCGGACGGCCCAGGACGAGCUCGCCGCUUCCGCUGGAAAAACAUUGAUGAUGGUUUCAAUGCGGACGGCACGGGGGCAGACGGCGAGCAAGAGGAGGAAGAUGAAGAGGUGGACCUGUCUGAGGUCCAAAGGAGGAAAGAGAGACUGGAGAGAGAACAGUGGCUCAGAGAACAGUCUGAGCAGAAAGCCAAGAAAGGAGAAGAUUUGGAUGCAGAGGAUGAGAAGAUCGGAGAGGAAGACAGUCGCUUUAUGAAGCUGGCCAAGAAACUGACCGCCAAGACUCUGCAGAGAAAAGAGCCCCUUGGGGGCCCACAGCCAGAGAAGGCGACACCGGCCCUCAACCCCUUCCAGAGACCAUCGCAGCCCCUACAGGUGAGGAGAGGAUCACUGCUGAGUCAGCCGCACUCGGUCCUCCAGAAGCUGGCUUCCAUCUCAGACGCGAAUCCUCUGGCACCCAGAAACGGCAGAGGCUUCCUGUUCCAAACUCUGUCCCCUGAGAAGGACAAGUCCAACUCGGACGCUCCCAAGACGAUGAAGAAAAGGGGGGCGGUGGAAGCAGUGAGCCCAGCAGCAAAGAGGGUUUGCAAGCAGGACAGACUGACGAGACCGACUGAAGGCCCCCAGAGGAGCGUCUUCAACUUCCUGGACCACUGAGGUUGCAUCACCACCAGUAGAAUGAUGAUGAUGAUGAUGAUGAUCAGCAGCCAAAAAGCAAGAAUUGUCCACCUGCAUUCAGGAUUUCACAAGCUAGCGAGACGUCUGAGGUGCCUCCUAGACGCUCCCGUCAUCACUUGUGAAAUACACAUAUUUGUGUGUUUACAUGUUUACGCUGCUUUAAAAUGGCAGGUUACACCAACAGAAGUGUGCCACACCUUACUUGACUUAAUCUGGACCUUGUGACGAAGGUCCAUUUAAAAAUGUUUUAUCAUGUAAAUAGGAUUGAUUUGUUUGUUUUUAAUGGUUAGGGUGUUUUUGUUGUUGUAUGAUGUGAUUUAAAUGUUUUUUACAUUGUAAAUAAAAUUGUAUUUUAA